Molecule: messenger RNA, 1435 nt
Organism: Striga asiatica
Lineage: Eukaryota; Viridiplantae; Streptophyta; Magnoliopsida; Lamiales; Orobanchaceae
Source: the annotation of a GenBank genome assembly
GCAAGAAAACAAAACCCACAAACCCUCCUCUCUUUUUUAUUUUUUGUCCCUAUUUCUAAAGAGUUUUUAACUGCACAUCAAAGCACAAAAUAAGUGGCACAAGAAAAAGAUGAGCAUAAGAGGAGCAAAUUAAUUAGAGAAAUGACAUGGUCUAAUAAUGAUAAAGAAGCUUCCCUUCAAAUUAUUAUUCCAGCUGGCGAGGAAAAUAAUAUUGUUGCGAAUUCGAAAGAUGAUCAAAAUAGGACUAUAAUUUGUCCUUCGUGCGGCCACGCCAUUAAAAUCCAAGAUCAGAAGGGGCUUCAAGAUUUACCGGGUUUACCAGCUGGGGUGAAAUUUGAUCCAUCAGAUCAAGAAAUACUUGAGCAUUUGGAGGCUAAAGUGUUUUCCGAUAAAAACAAACUUCAUCCUCUUACUGAUGAAUUUAUACCAACUAUUGAGGGUGAAAACGGUAUUUGCUAUACUCAUCCGGAGAAAUUACCAGGUGUAAGCAAGGAAGGGCAAAUCCGUCAUUUCUUCCACCGGCCCUCCAAGGCCUACACAACCGGCACGCGCAAGCGCCGCAAAGUCCACACGGACGCCGAUGGUGGAGAGACCCGUUGGCACAAAACGGGCAAAACCCGACCCGUAUCGACUCUAUCCGGAAAAAUCAAGGGCUACAAGAAAAUCCUCGUCCUCUACACAAACUACGGCCGGCAAAGAAAACCCGAGAAGACUAAUUGGGUCAUGCACCAAUACCACUUGGGCAACAAUGAGGAGGAGAAAGAAGGUGAACUUGUGGUCUCGAAAGUGUUUUACCAAACGCAGCCUAGGCAGUGCGCCUCGUCAUCAAUAUCCAACGCGGAUAAAGACGAGCGUUUUGGGAAGUCGAGUGGCUCGACUAAUAAUGAGGCGGCUAAGGAGAGUUUGUUGAUGAAAAACACGGGCUUUGUGGAGUAUUAUAAUCGGCCGUUUAUUUCUUCUUACGGGCCGAAUAUUGAUGGUGGUGAUGGCCCAUCUAUGUUGAUUUCGAAUUUGGUCGUUCAUGGUGAUGGAUCAUCUUUCUUGGAGAUGCCUUCAAGUGCAAGCAAGGGUAAAUGAGGUAAUUAAUUAAUAAGUGGUGUUGUAGAGAUGGGAGAAUGAUGUUGGUGGAAAUAAGUUGAAGGGUCUUUUGAUGAAAGUAAGAUGGAAUAAAUGGGUAAUAGAUUAGUAAAUGUGAUGAAGGAGCCCAUAUAAUGCGCAACGUUGUAUUGAUAGUUUAACCUUUAUCUUACAUUUCUAUUUUAGGCUACCAUUUUUUUUUUAUCUUUCUUUUCUUGGCUGAGAAAUUGUAAAAGUACAGUUACAUAGUGUACCAUGUUGUAAACAUUAUUCAAAUAAUUUAAAUACAGUUGAUAUAUUUUGGUUAGUCAAUUGAUUGUGUACUCAGCUAAAUAUAGUUAUAUAGAUAUAUUUUCAU